AUGAGUUGUAGACAAAGUUCAUCCCACUCCUUUAGGACCCGCAGCAGUGGUGGCGGAGGAGGAAGCCUGAGAGGUUCUGGAGGGGGAAGCUGCAGCACGCGGGUCUCUUCAAGCCGAUUUGGAUCCUCUGGGAUAGGAGGAGGAGGAAGAUUUUCUUCAGGCAGCAGUUAUGGUGGUGGUGGUGGUGGUGGCAGUGGGGGAUACUGUGGCAUGCGCAGUGGAAGCAGCUCCAGUUUUGGGGGUGCCUAUGGCGGUGGUGGUAUAGGGGGCUCCAGCUAUGGAAGUUACUCAAGUAGUGGCUAUGGUGUUUCCAAGGGCUAUGGUGGUGGAUCUGGGGGCUUUAGCAGUGGCUCUUAUGGGGGUUUUGGUGGUGGCAUAGGGGGCUAUGGAGGUGGCAUGGGGAGCAGUAGCAUGGGGAGCUUUGGAGGUGGCAUGGGGGGCUAUGGUGGUAGCGCAGGAGAAGGUGAUGGCCUCUUGAAUGGUGGAGAGAAGGUUACUAUGCAAAACCUCAACGACCGACUGGCUUCCUACCUGAACAAGGUACGUUCCCUGGAGGAAAGCAAUGGUGACCUGGAGGGAAAGAUUCGGAAUUGGUAUGACACCCAUGGUCCACAAUCAGUCAAAAAGAACUAUUCUCACUACUAUAAACUCAUCAAUGACCUCAAGGACCAGAUUCUCAAUGAGACUUUAGACAACAACAAAACCAUCCUGGAUCUUGACAACGUCCGCAUGACACUUGAUGACUUCAGGAUGAAGUAUGAGAUGGAGCAGAACCUAAGACAAGGAGUGGAAGCAGAUUGCAACGGGCUGCGCUCUGUACUAGAUGAUCUGACCUUGCAAAAGGCUGACUUUGAGAUGCAAUAUGAGACUCUCCAGGAUGAGAUGCAAUCUCUCAGGAAAAACCAUGAAGAGGAGAUGAACGGAUUAACUGGGCAGAACAGUGGUGAUGUCAGUGUGGAGAUGAAUGCUGCUCCUGGUGUGGAUCUGACCCAGGUCCUGAAUGAUAUGCGUGAACGCUAUGAGCAGCUUGUUUCCAAGAACCGCAAGGAUAUUGAGGAUCGGUAUGAGACCCAGAUGACUCAAAUAAACCAAGAAGUGACAACUAGCAGCCAACAGAUAGAGACCAGCAACAAGGAGUUAACUGAAACCCGACACAACUUCCAGAGCCUGGAGAUAGAGUUACAAUCCCAACUCAGCAUGAAAAAUGCUCUGGAGAAGAAUCUGGAGGAUCUGAAGGGGCAGUAUUGUAGCCAGCUGGCCCAGAUCCAGGCCCAGAUCAGUGACUUGGAAACGCAGCUGAGUGAAGUCCGAGCAGAGAUAGAAUGUCAGAAUCAGGAGUACAGCAACCUGCUGGAUGUUAAGACGCGACUACAGCAGGAAAUUGCUACCUACCGUGACCUGCUGGAGGAAGGACAGCAAGAUGUUGGUUCUGGAUACGGAGGAAAGAGAAGUGGAGGUAGAGGUAGAGGCAGCGGGUAUGGAGGAGGAAGCGGAAGUGGAACCAGUGGAAGUGGAGGUGGAUAUGGCGGAGGAUAUGGUGGUGACAGUGGCAGGGGUAUUGGUGGUGGAAGCGGAAGUGGAACCAGUGGAAGUGGAGGCGGAUAUGGUUGGCAGUGUAGAAAAGGUGGCAGCGGUACGGGCGGAGGAAGCGGAAGUGGAAGUAAAGGUGGCAGCAGUGGAGGAAGCGGAGGUGGAUAUGGUGGUGAUGGUGGCAGCGGAAGCAGAGGCUCUGGAGGUGGCUCUGGAGGCGGCUCUGGAGGUGUCAAGUCCUCCCACUCUGGCGGUGUCAAGUCCUCCCACUCUGGCUCUUCCAUUUUCCAAUCCUAG
Trichosurus vulpecula (common brushtail) is the source of this 1827-nucleotide messenger RNA. RefSeq names its product keratin 9 (gene KRT9). The record is from RefSeq and is a predicted model, not a curated record. Gene Ontology annotation, cellular component: keratin filament. NCBI's taxonomy places the organism in Eukaryota, Metazoa, Chordata, Mammalia, Diprotodontia, Phalangeridae. Gene Ontology annotation, molecular function: structural molecule activity.